UCAGUGUCAAAAAAAAAAAAAGGCCACAGUACCCUCCAUCCAAGUCCAGCCACCACGCACCAGUACCAACAUCGCGACCAUCGCCAUGUCGAGCUCCGCUGCAACCACCACCGACGGCGCCGCGAAUCCGGCCCUGGAGCCGGACACGGACGCGCCCGCCGGCGAGGGCCUGGAGGUGGCGCAGUUCGCGGCGGGGUGCUUCUGGAGCGUGGAGCUGACGUACCAGCGGCUCCCCGGCGUGGUGCGCACGGAGGUCGGCUACUCGCAGGGCCACCACACCGAGCCCACGUACGAGCUCGUCUGCGCCCACGGCACCGGCCACGCCGAGGUGGUGCGCCUGCACUACGACCCCAAGGCGUGCCCCUACACCGCGCUCCUCGACGUGUUCUGGGCGAAGAUCAACCCCACCACGCUCAACAGACAGGGCGAGGGCGUCGGGACGCAGUACCGGACGGGGAUCUACUACUACACGGCGGAGCAGGAGAAGCUGGCGCGGGAGUCGCUGCCGGAGCAGCAGAAGAAGUGGGAGGACGAGAUCGUCACCGAGAUACUGCCGGCGAAACGGUUCUACCCGGCCGAGGAGUACCACCAGCGCCACCUCGAGAAGGGCGGCCAGUCCGCCAAGAAGGGAUGCAGCGACCCCAUGCGCUUGUACGGUUGACGCCGCCGCCCGACCGACCCGGCUAUACUAGUCGGGUGAGAACGUACCGAGAAGUUGAUUAUUCGUGGUCCUUGCAUGCAUGUCACUCCGCUGUGUUUCUAUGUACUACUAUGAUGGAAAUAAAUCGCAAGUGUUGUGGAGGUUAUAAUGGAUAUAUGCAAUAAUAUUCGUACACUUGGUAGGGGCGAUGCUAGUACCAGA
Molecule: messenger RNA, 862 nt
Organism: Setaria italica (foxtail millet)
Lineage: Eukaryota; Viridiplantae; Streptophyta; Magnoliopsida; Poales; Poaceae
Product: peptide methionine sulfoxide reductase A2-1
Exons: 2
Coding region: 86-661 (191 amino acids)
Biological process (GO): cellular response to oxidative stress
Cellular component (GO): cytoplasm
Molecular function (GO): peptide-methionine (S)-S-oxide reductase activity
Source: RefSeq, a predicted model, not a curated record